GUCGCCGUAGCAACGGAUAGGGAAUGGAUCAUUGAGUAGCAGCAAAAUUCCUCUAAACUGGAUUGAAUUACUCAUAAAGCAAAUACGCCUUUAAUUUUUCAGGUUACGAACUGAAAACCUGAUGGCGGCAGUCAACCCGUCGGUGUUUCUUCUCACGGUGAACGGACAAAUUGAGGGAGCAAACUUUCCAGAGUAUGACAACUUGUAUUGCAAGUAUUGUUUUGUCUACGGCCACGACUGGGCUCCCACCGCGGGUUUGGAGGAAGGCAUCACUCAGAUAACAUGUAAAGGCAGUCAGUCCUCACACAAAUUAAUAUGGAACUUCCCACUGGAGACAACGUUUAAGAGCACAAAUCCCUCUGGAUGGCCUCAGCUUGUGGUGAGUGUGUACGGUCCAGAUGUGUUUGGCAAUGAUGUGGUCAGGGGCUAUGGAGCAACACACAUCCCCUUCACACCUGGACAACAUACACGAACCAUCCCCAUGUUUGUUCCCGAGCCCACGUGGAGACUUCAGAAAUUCACGAGCUGGCUGUUGGGACGGCGGCCAGAGUACACAGACCCUAAAGUAGUGGCCCAGGGUGAAGGCAGAGAAGUGACGCGGGUUCGUUCCCAAGGCUUCGUCACUGUUUCCUUUCACAUUAUGACUAAAGACAUGAAGAAACUAGGCUACGACACAGGACCAUCAGGCCCGGCAAACACACCGUCUUCCACAUCUGGCUGGUCGACGGAGGAACAACCAUAAAACAUGUAACAAAAUAAGCCAAAAUGAAAGCACAAUACUAAUGUUACAUAUAAAAGGACUUGUUUACUUCCAGUUAGUGUGAAAUUCCCAAAACUGUUAUGCCACUAUCACUUUAAGUGGCAUGAAUGCAGGGGGUCACUCUGAUCUGUCAGAACACAAACACUCGUGUAUCUCGUGUUUUUUUUAGUAAAAAUCUUAUAUUGUCUUGAAUUUUUCAGUUUUACUAUAUUUUUUACUUUUGUAAAUAAACAGACUUUACCUCUGAA
This is a messenger RNA of Epinephelus lanceolatus (giant grouper), 1008 nucleotides long. RefSeq names its product B9 protein domain 1 (gene b9d1). Gene Ontology annotation, cellular component: MKS complex. Lineage: Eukaryota; Metazoa; Chordata; Actinopteri; Perciformes; Serranidae. The record is from RefSeq and is a predicted model, not a curated record. Gene Ontology annotation, biological process: cilium assembly.